UAUGACUAUGAGCCCAUUAGGAGUCGAGGAAAGCCAAAGUCGCAAAUUCUGGACAUGGUCACCACACAGAACGGUAUUUCCAGAAGCAGGACGGUGACAUUGAUGUGAAUCCAGGAAUAAUCGACUGUACCCUCGUAUUGCCCUCGUAUUGGGCAGAAUUUGGCCAUAGUAUAUGGACACCGAGUUGAAGACACAAUGACCAUACCCCCCUAGCAGCGACGUCACCUUCCUAUCGUUGGCCGCAAGGUUUAGCACCUCAAAUAAUUCUUCGCCUGUAGCAGGUAACGAAGGGUAAGUAGGUCCAAUUUCCGUUGCCACACUAUUUACCGUAGUCUGAGGCCUUCAAGCUUCGGGAUCAGAUCAAACUCUUGUGACCAUCAGUCUGACUCCCGUCGUCUCAUGGGAUGUACAUAUAUUAUCCUACACUUAAGGAAUUGCUUCACCUUUCAUCUCGUCGCUACCUAACUGAUGCAAACGGACGUCGCUGAACUCGCUGGGAUCUUAGUAGAGUCCAUCCUAUACGGUAUUCUCACUGUGCUCACCAUCGGGACUCUUUAUGUUCUGUGCAGAACAAAACACCUCAGAGGGUCAUCGCCUAAUUACCCUCUUAUCUUCACCUCUGUGUGCGUGGAUACUGGCUCUCUUAAACGAUUACCGAUCCAACAUGAUUGUACCGCUGGUACAGGUUGAUGUAUGUCCUCGCAACCACACAGAUGGUCGUUGACUGCGUUGUGAUUUUCGGCGCUUUUGUUGAACCCGAGCCUCGAACCUUGCGCAAGGCCAAAAUGGCCAAUAAUACCAUCCCCAUCAUCGCUACAAAACGGGCCUUAUUCUUUGUAAUGAUGAUCUUGGGGGAUAUCAUAGUUAUCUAUCGUUGUUGGGUCGUUUGGUCCCAUAACGUGCUAGUGAUAAUUUUGCCUUCAUGUUGCUGUUUCACAAGUGCCGUUCUGGCAUUCAUAACCAUCUACGCGACUCAGCAUCUAGAGGCUGAUUUUGCCAUCAGCAUCGUACAGCAGCCAUGGGUCUAUGGUUCAGCACUGUUCGCCUUGUCUCUCGUAGCUAAUGGGAUGGCAACUUCUUUGAUUGCAUUCCGGAUCUGGCAGAGCGAAAAGCACCUCCGAAAGAUGCACAUAUCGAGGUUGGCUUUGACCUGGAGGUCCAACGAUCAAACGCCUCGUCGAAAGACUCUUCUUCCUAUAGCCCUUAUACUCAUCGAAAGUGGUGCUCUUAAUACAGCAUAUCUGAUAACAUACAUUAUUACUUUGUAUGUCGAGAAGGAUGCUGGCGGCCUACCUAUUGUGGCUGAUAUGGCGACACCAUUAGUCGGGAUAAUCUUCUCCCUCGUUAUUGUUCGGGUGGAGAUGAAUAGAUUGAGGGCGAAUCGAAUGGGAACAAUUCAGAGGAGCGGUGUGGGCAAUGACCAUGUGGAAGGCGCCGAGCGGCGGUCAUUGACGUUCGGAGCUCCUGAACAGCACGAUACCCUCCGCGGCUUUGGGCAUGGUGGCACUGAGGAGAUUUAUCCGAUGCAUCAAACUAGCACGAACCAGCAAUGGAAACUGAGAGAACAUAUGCCAGACGUACCUCCGGCUCCAUAUGAUACACAACCAGAUACAUAACCGUCAUUCCCUCCAUAGCUUCUUCCUUUUUUUGUGUAACUAUGUUAUAAAGAACCCCAGAAAGUCUGGUGACACCGUUGUAAUGAUUGACACG
Marasmius oreades (fairy-ring Marasmius) is the source of this 1710-nucleotide messenger RNA. RefSeq lists its product as uncharacterized. The record is from RefSeq and is a predicted model, not a curated record. The coding region runs from base 690 to 1616 and encodes 308 amino acids. Lineage: Eukaryota; Fungi; Basidiomycota; Agaricomycetes; Agaricales; Marasmiaceae. The transcript has 7 exons.